CGAUCCAGAAGCUCGACUUCAUCGAAAACUCGACAGCCAUCCGCGUCGAGAAAGUAGCCUGUGAGACGCCCGGAAAGCAUCCCCCUUCUCUCCAAAUUUACGUGUGCCAAACUUGUCGACAAAAGAAAGAUAAAAUAUCGGUAUCCCGGUCGUUGAAGCUAAGUGUGGUCGGCAAGCACCCGUUGAGUUAGGCUAAACAGGAGCGCUCUGUCGAGACCUUCCCUCAAAGGCAGUUAUAGACGAUUACGGGUGGAACAAACACCGUCUCCGAAAUGUGCCAAGUUCACCGUUUGGCUGAACCCGUGUGGCAACAAGGAUGCUGCGUGUUGAUGGCGUUCUGUUUCAUGUUUCUCGCCGGAUAAUGUGGGACGAGGAUGAGAACCAUGAAAGGUCACGAAUGGCAUCUAGACCAGUACCAUUCGGAACCUUGUUCAGCCGUUUGUUUGCAUUGCCAUUCACAAUCGUCUUAUUCGUCGAGCAUCGCGGCAUAGCUAAUGCCGAUAUGGAGGCCCCCUGAUACUUCAGAUGAAACUCUUCGCGAGGAAACCUUCUUGGCCACACCUCACUCGAGAUGGCCCUGAAACUACAACCAUGGAAGCUAUGAUACAGCUCAAGCCAACCCUUCACUUGUAAAUGACUGUGGCGCCAUGGGUUCCAAGGUCUUGGAGAGUACAAGGAAAAAAGACCUGGGCCUAUUUUAAGCAUUUCAGACAUAAGUUAAUCGCGCGAUAGUAACAUUACCUUUCUUUCUCUUCAACAGCCAAUCUACAACGACGUCAAAGGUGGAACCUCUGCGAUGAUGUCUGCAGUUUACUUGAAAGCCACAUGGGCCCUUUUGCUCGCUGCGAUGCUCACUAGCGUCCAAUGUCUUCCGGGACCGACACACCUGAACUCAAGGGAGGAAAGCCCAGCGGAUGCAGCGAACAGAGUGCCACAGGGUAUCACUCCAGCCAAAGAUGGCUCUGUGAUUCUGGAUACGACGGAAACAGUAAAUGGCCUGAAGAUACGUUUUCGCAUCAGUGGGCCCGCCGGCGAGUUUACUACUGCCAGUAAAGUCCCUGGUGGCGGCAAGACAACCGGCGCCCAGGGAGACUUCGGACUCCAUGUCCUGCUCCACGGCGAUAGCGGCCAGUCGUUCUUUCAAAUGCCCAACCAGGGCGUCAAGAACAACCUGGCUGGAGUGGCCGUCCUAUCACCGGAUAGGAACCUCCACUGGGGAGGUGGACAGGGUCUGAAUCGUACUGACGGCGUGGCCCAUGCCAAAGCGGUCAACGACCUCGUCUUCCAGAUACUACCCAGGUAUAUGGCUUUCAACUCUUCAAACAUCUUCUUCACCGGAGUAUCGGGCGGCUCACUGAUGCUCUCCGGCUUCUUCAUCCCUGCCCAUAUCGGCAAUUUUGCCGGGAACGGAGUGCUGUUGGGUUGCGGUGCCAUGGAGCCUCAGGUGGAAGUAUCGCAGGCGUCCCGCGACGCCCUCAAAAAGACUCAUAUACACUACCAGUCCUCCCAGAAAGAGCUGGAUGACCUCCGCAACUCGAUCCCGGCUUCGAUCAAGGCCUACGAGAAGAUUGCCAAGGACAUGGGGAUGAAGACGGAAGAGAUCGACAAGCUUCAGACGGCAGAUAACAAGCCCGACGCGGAACACUGCCGAUUCGACGAGAAAGGGUUUGAUUCCGGCAUCCAGCUUAUUGUCGAUAACUACGGGGCCAUCAUGCAGGGUGGCAACGGCGAGGUUCCGGGGAUCGGCAACGUGCUGAAGGGGGUUUCGGGACAGGAGCUAAAGUUUGCGGGGACUGACGGCCGCUGAUUUUGGCCUUCGAACGCGUGUGGCUCGCAAAGCAAACCCUGAAAGACGCGAAUGAGAAGAGCCUUGGGAAAGUUGAAGCCAAUAGCAUAAUUUG
Molecule: messenger RNA, 1901 nt
Organism: Colletotrichum destructivum
Lineage: Eukaryota; Fungi; Ascomycota; Sordariomycetes; Glomerellales; Glomerellaceae
Exons: 2
Coding region: 797-1807 (336 amino acids)
Source: RefSeq, a predicted model, not a curated record